Clonostachys byssicola is the source of this 1098-nucleotide messenger RNA. Lineage: Eukaryota; Fungi; Ascomycota; Sordariomycetes; Hypocreales; Bionectriaceae. The record is from the annotation of a GenBank genome assembly.
AUGGGGCUCCGAGACAUGCUCAGGAGGAAGGAUGACGACGACCAGGAGCCGCAUCGACAGAAGGGAAACAGCAACAACCUGGACACGCCAGACUUCGUCUUCAUCCGCUCCGACACCACCACCCAGGAGUACAUCCAGCCCCCUCACCACCCCGACCAUGACCACCUCUCCGCGGCCAAGGAGCCCAGCCUCGCCCGGCGCAGCCUGGACGUCUUCCGCCCGCGAAGCCGGUCCCGUAGCGGCUCCGCAGCCUCGUCUCAAGCUGCUGGCGCCGACGGGCCCGCGAGCCCCCGCCGUCCUCGGCGCGUGUCCGAGGUCCUGCACCUCAACCGGGCGCCCGACUCGUCCGAGUACGUGCCCACCAACCUGCCCGAGAUCCAGGUCGGCAGCGGCGACGCCGCGCAGGACGAGUCGCAGUGGGAGAGCCGCGCCAUGAUGCUGGCCGGGCAAAGCGAGCUCGUGAGGAGCCGCCCCUCCAGUUCUGUCGGCACGCCUAGGACCCCCUCGCGGCCGCCGUCUAGGGGCGGCGCCGUGUCGUCCAAGGAGAUCGACGAGGACAUCCAGGAGGCCAUCAGGCUGCACGAGGAGGGCGACCUCCUCGCCUCGUCGAGGAUCUUUGGCCGGCUGGCGGAUCCGAACGGCGCCAACAACCCGCUGAGCCAGGUUUUGUAUGGUCUCGCGCUGAGACAUGGCUGGGGAGUUGCACCAGACCCUGCCGGGGCAGUCCGCUACCUCACAGCGGCUCUAUCAAGCUCAGCAUCCAUUGAGGAGCUGGCUCUCAAGGCCGGUUUAAAGAAAGGAGGUGCCGCCAAGGGAGAGCUGGUUCUGGCCAUCUUCGAGCUGGCCAACUGCUUCCGCCACGGCUGGGGCAUAAACAAAGAUCCAGUUGCAGCUAAACAAUAUUAUGAGACUGCUGCCAACCUUGGGGACGCCGAUGCCAUGAACGAGGUUGCAUGGUGCUAUCUCGAGGGUCACGGUUGUAAGAAAGACAAGUACGCAGCAGCUCGCUACUAUCGUAUGGCCGAGAAAGCAGGAAACAAGACUAUUGGGAAUUCAUGGAUCUGGAAGGAGAAAUACGAUGGCAACGGUAAGAAGUGA